UCUUGCCUGGUUUGCAUUGAUUUCCAUGAUUACCCUUCAGUGGACACCAUAUUGCCAAGUGUGUCCUCCACAGCUUCUCCUCUUCCACGAAGAUACGCCGAGCUGGUGGUUUUUCACUUUCUCAUCUGAUCAUCUGCUAACCUCCGUGCUCAUUAACAAUAGUCCAAAGACGUCGGAGAACAGAGAGAACCCAGAAACGGGGAAACCUCGGCAACUACUCUGGGAAGUUGAAUUCAUCUGCCUAAAUCGGCUGUCAAGUUCCUCUCUUUAAUAUUUCUCGUUUGGGUGCAGAUAAAUGCUUCUGACACCACCAGCACUGUCUUCUAUCCAAUGGAGUCGGUCUCAAACAGCUGUUUGUCUGGAAGGAAUGGAGUUUGAGACGCCUCAAUUAUCAUCUCUAAGUUCUUGUGGUCUUUACUUUAAGUUUAAUUAUAAGCAAUGGCAGAGAGGUGAUCUAAAGAUUUCAAGAACCUUCCUCUGUUCCAGCCAGAAGCCCAGAGAAGAUUUCCCUUUCAAGAGAAAACAAGUACGCCCACAAAAUGUGGAUCUUCCACCCAUACUACCCAAGAGAAAGAAGAAACCUUAUCCCGUUCCAAUAAAGAAAAUUCUGCAAGCCUCAAGAAAGGACAAAAAACUUGCACAGAUGGGAAUAGAGAAGCCCUUAGAGCCUCCAAAAAAUGGGUUACUAGUACCUGAUCUGAUUCCUGUUGCUUACGAAGUGCUAGAUGCCUGGAAAAUUUUGAUUAAAGGGCUUGCCCAGCUCUUGCAUGUUAUUCCUGUUUAUGGUUGCAGCAGUGAAUGUUCAGAAGUUCAUGUCGCCGAGGCUGGUCACCACAUCCAAAAUUGCUGUGGCCCAACGAGUGCACAACGCAGGAGCUUCCAUUCAUGGGUCAAGGGGUCCAUCAAUGACAUACUUCUUCCUAUUGAAUCAUAUCACCUAUAUGACCCUUUCGGACGACGAAUCAAGCAUGAGACUCGGUUUGACUAUGACAGGAUUCCAGCUAUUGUAGAGUUAUGCAUCCAAGCUGGUGUGGAUAUACCAGAAUACCCUUCACGUCGAAGAACUAACCCUAUCCGUAUGAUUGGGAAGAAAGUGAUUGACCGUGGUGGAUUUGUUGAGGAGCCUAGACCUUGGCGGUUUGUCAAUUCAUCCUCAUCCCCUCUCGUUGAUCUUGAUACACACGGUGCUUGCAGCCGAUAUCCACCUCCUCCAUUGGCAGAUGUACCAAGGAUUGCCCAGGAAACAAUGCAUGCAUACGAGACUGUUAGAUCAGGGGUAACUAAAUUAAUGAAAAAGUAUACAGUCAAAGCAUGUGGAUAUUGUUCAGAGGUUCAUAUAGGACCAUGGGGUCACAAUGCAAAGCUUUGUGGGGAAUUCAAGCACCAAUGGAGGGAUGGGAAGCAUGGUUGGCAAGAUGCCACUGUGGAUGAAGUUUUCCCGCCAAAUUAUGUGUGGCAUGUCCGGGACCCCAAAGGACCCCCAUUGAGGGGUGCACUUAAGAGGUUUUAUGGAAAGGCUCCUGCUGUGGUCGAAGUGUGUAUGCAGGCAGGUGCAGAGAUCCCAAGGAAAUACAGGUCCAUGAUGAGGCUAGACAUUGUAGUCCCUGACAGUGACGAGGCACAGUUGGUUGCAUAGGGAUAUACAAUAGAAGCUUCAUCUUUCAGCAAUACUAUUUGGUAAGUGUAUAUAUUAGUGUCAAGUUCUUAUUAUGAUUUGUUCAUAUAAAGCUAAGUUAGAAAAGGCAUCUGGAAUUCAAGACCGCUAUAUUUUGCUUCCUAACUCUUGACACUUAGCAAUGUAGUUGUAACAUGAAUUCAAUGAGUGAACGAAUUCUCUUCAUUGAUCGGUGUUUCAAUCUUAUACAUCAUUACGAUCA
Messenger RNA from Carica papaya (papaya), 1877 nucleotides. RefSeq names its product APO RNA-binding protein (DUF794) (gene APO1). Gene Ontology annotation, molecular function: RNA binding. NCBI's taxonomy places the organism in Eukaryota, Viridiplantae, Streptophyta, Magnoliopsida, Brassicales, Caricaceae. The record is from RefSeq and is a predicted model, not a curated record.